Macroventuria anomochaeta is the source of this 699-nucleotide messenger RNA. RefSeq names its product glutathione-S-transferase theta, GST. Gene Ontology annotation, cellular component: nucleus; cytoplasm. Bases 1 to 699 code for a protein of 232 amino acids. The record is from RefSeq and is a predicted model, not a curated record. NCBI's taxonomy places the organism in Eukaryota, Fungi, Ascomycota, Dothideomycetes, Pleosporales, Didymellaceae. The transcript has 4 exons. Gene Ontology annotation, biological process: translational elongation.
AUGACUACCAGCUUCACCAUCUAUGGCUACGAUGACAACCCUCGGACGCGCAUCGUUAAGAUCGUGGCUGCCGCCGAAGGCAUCGAACUAGACCAAUCUCUUGUAGUUCCACGCAAGAAUAUCAACAAAGCCGCUUAUAUGAAGCUUUUCCCCUUGUCUCUUGGAAAAAUCCCAGCGCUUGAAGGUCCAGACGUUAGUAUCACGGAAACGAUCGCUAUUGCGUAUUACUUGUCCAAACUCAACCACAAGUCUCAUCUCCUUGGCUCCGCCGGCACUCUAUCCCAAGAAGCCCUCGUGCUCAGCUACGUUAACUUCGCAAACCAGGAGCUUUUGCCCAUACUGGCACGCUGGUUUCUCCCUCUCAUCCCCGGCUUCACGGACCCAGCGCCGUACAGUUACGACGCAGUUGAAGAGGGGAAGCGCGCAAGUCUAGCGCUGUUGGACAAGCUAGAGGGUGUCCUGGAAGGGGUAGAGUGGCUAGUCGGCAACGGCCCUACGCUCGCAGAUAUUUUUGUGGCAGUUGUGCUGAGCAGGGGUCUGCAGUGGGUGUUAGACAAGAAAUGGAGGGAGGCACAUCCGGCGGCGAUGGCGCAUUUCGAGAGGGUGAGGAGCUGGGAGGUGGUGUCUCAGGUGAUUCCGGAGUUCAAGCUGGUUGAACAGGAGCCGCCGAAUGUACAGCCGGCGAAAGUGGAGAUAUGA